AUGAGUGCUGCCUUGGGACGGAGUGCUGCCUUCGCUAGGAGUGCUGCCUUCGUACGGAGUGGAGCCUUUGCAAGGAGUGCUGCCUUCAAAACGAGGGCUGCCUUCGCAGGGAGUGCUGCCUUUGCAGGGAGUGCUGCCUUCGCAAGGAGUGGUGCGUACGCACGUAGUGCUGCCUUCGCACAUAGUGCUUAUUUUGCACAGAGUGCUGCCUUUACACAGAGUGCUGCCUUCGCAAGGAGUGCUCCCUUCGCAAAGAGUGCUGCCGUCCAAGGAGUGCUGCCUUCGCAAAGAGUGCUGCCUUCCAAGGAGUGCUGCCUUCGCAAGGAGUGCUGCCUUCGCAAGGAGUGCUGGGUUCGCAAGGAGUGCUGCGUUCAGUGCUGCCUACGCAAGGAGUGCUGCCUUCCUAAGGAGUGCUGCCACCGCAAGGUGUGCUGCCUUCCAAGGAGUGCUGCCUUCGUAAGGAGGGCUGCCUUGUCAGUGAGAGCUGCCUUCACACGGAGUGCUGCUUUUGCUAGGAGUGCUGCCUUCGCACAGAGUGCUGCCUUUGCACAGAGUGCUGCCUUUGCACAGAGUGCUGCCUUCGAUAGAUGUGCUGCAUUCGCACGUAGUGCUGCCUACGCAUGGAGUGCUGCCUUUGCACAGAGUGCUGCCUUUGCACAGAGUGCUGCCUUUGCACAGAGUGCUGCCUUUGCACAGAGUGCUGCCUUUGCACAGAGUGCUGCCUUUGCACAGAGUGCUGCCUUUGCACAGAGUGCUGCCUUUGCACAGAGUGCUGCCUUUGCACAGAGAGCUGCCUUCGCAAGGAGUGCUGCAUUCGCACGGAAUGCUGCCUUCGCAAGGUGUGCUGCCCUCGCAAGGAGGGCUGCCUUCGCAGGGAGUGCUGCCUUCGCAAGGAAUGGUGCCUACGCACUUAGUGCUGCCUUCCCACACAGUGCUAAUUUUGCACUGAGUGCUGCCUUCACACGGAGUGCAGCCUUCGCACGUAGUGCUGCCUUUGUACAGAGUGCUGCCUUCGCAAGGAGAGGUGCCUUCGCUAGGAAUGCUGCCUUCACAGGGAGUGCUGCCUUCGAAAGGAGUACUGCUGUCGCUAGGAGUGGUGCCUUUGCUAGGAGUGUUGCAUUCGAUAGGAGUGCUGCAUUUGCAGGGAGUGCUUCCAUCGCAAGGGGUGGUGCCUUCGCACAGAGUGCUGCCUUCGCAUGGAGUGCUAUCAUUGCGGAGAGUGCUGCCUUCGCAAGGAGCGCUGCCUUCGCAGGGACUGCUGCCUUCGCACGGAGUGCUUCCUUCGCAGGGAGUGCUGCCUUCGCAGGGGUGGUGCCUUUGCAAGGAGUGCUGCUUUCGCAGGGAGUGCUGCCUUUGCAAGGAGUGCUGUCUUCACAAGGAGUGCUGUCUUCACAAGGAGUGCUGCCUUCACAAGUAGUGCUGGCUUCGCAAGAAGUGCUGGCUUCGCAAGGAGUGCUGCCUUCGCAAGGAGUGCUGCCUUCGCAAGGAGUGCUGCCUUCGCAAGGAGUGCUGCCUUUGCUAGGAGUGCUGCCUUCGCAAGGAGGGCUACGUUCGCAGGGAGUGCUGAUUUCGCAAGGGGUAAUGCCUUCACAAGUAGUGCUCGCUUCGCAGGGAGUACUGCCUUUGCAAGGAGUGCUGCCUUCCAAGGAGUGCUGCCUUCGCAGGGAAUGCUGCCUUCGCAAGGAUGCUUUCUUCGCAAGGAGUGCUGCCUUCGCUAGGAGUUCUGCCUUUGCAAUGAGGGCUGCCUUCGCAGGGGGUGCUGCCUUUGCAAGGGGUGGUGCCUUCACAAGGAAUGCUGCCUUCGCAGGGAGUGCUGCCUUUGCACAGAGUGCUGCCUUCACAAGGAGGGCUGCCUUCGCAUGGAGUGCUGCGUUCUAUAGGAGUGCUGCCUUCACAGGGAGUGCUGCCUUUGCAAAGGAUGGCGCCUAUGCACGUAGUGCUGCCUUUGCAAGGAGUGCUGCCUUCGCAAGGAGUGCUGCCUUCGCAAGGAAUGCUCCCUUCGCAAAGAGUGCUGCAUUCCAAGGAGUUCUGCCUUCGCAAGGAGGAGUGCUGCCUUCGCAAGGAGUGCUGCCUUCCAAGGAGUGCUGCCUUCGCAAGGAUUGCUGCCUUCGCAAGGAUUGCUGCCUUUGUAAGGAGUGCUGCCUUCGCAAGGAGUGCUGCCUUCGCAAGGAGUGCUGCCUUCGCAAGGAGUGCUGCCUUCGCAAGGAGUGCUGCCUUCGCAAGGAGUGCUGCCUUCGCAAGGAGUGCUGCCUUCGCAAGGAGUGCUGCCUUCGCAAGGAAUGCUGCCUUCGCAAGGAGUGCAGCCUUCGCAAGGAGUGCUGCCUUCGCAAGGAGUGCUGCCUUCGCAAGGAGUGCUGCCUUCGCAACGAGGGCUGCCUUUGCAGGGAGUGCUACCUUUGCAGGGAGUGCUGCCUUCGCAAGGAGUGGUGCCUUUGUUACGAAUGCUGCCUUCGCACAGAGUACUGCCUUUGCACGGAGUUCUGCCUUCGCACGGAGUGCAUCCUUCACAAGUAG
Schistocerca cancellata (South American locust) is the source of this 2514-nucleotide messenger RNA. Its product is annotated as trophinin-like. Lineage: Eukaryota; Metazoa; Arthropoda; Insecta; Orthoptera; Acrididae. The coding region runs from base 1 to 2514 and encodes 837 amino acids. The transcript is spliced from 3 exons. The record is from RefSeq and is a predicted model, not a curated record.